Lodderomyces pseudojiufengensis is the source of this 1509-nucleotide messenger RNA. Its product is annotated as chaperonin-containing T-complex subunit. The transcript has 2 exons. Gene Ontology annotation, biological process: protein folding. NCBI's taxonomy places the organism in Eukaryota, Fungi, Ascomycota, Pichiomycetes, Serinales, Debaryomycetaceae. Bases 1 to 1509 code for a protein of 502 amino acids. The record is from RefSeq and is a predicted model, not a curated record. Gene Ontology annotation, molecular function: ATP binding; ATP hydrolysis activity; ATP-dependent protein folding chaperone. Gene Ontology annotation, cellular component: chaperonin-containing T-complex.
AUGACAUCAGUAGCUAGACCACAAGUUGCACCAUCCAAUGCUACAUUCAAAGAUAAAGAAAAGCCAUUGGAAGUUCGAAAGGCAAACAUUCUAGCAGCUAGAGCAGUUUCUGAUGCAAUUCGAACAUCAUUAGGACCUAAAGGAAUGGAUAAAAUGAUUAAAACUAAAAAUGGAGAGAUUAUAAUAUCAAAUGAUGGAGCUACUAUAUUAAAACAUAUGGCAGUAUUACAUCCUGCAGCAAGAAUGUUAGUUGAUGUUAGUCAUGCACAAGAUGUUGAAGCUGGAGAUGGUACAACAACUGUUGCAAUUUUAACAGGAGCAUUAUUAGGAGCAGCACAAAGAUUAUUAAGUAAAGGUAUACAUCCAACAUUAAUUGCUGAAUCAUUUCAAAGAGCUGCUCAAAGAAGUGUUGAAAUAUUAUUGGAUAUGUCAUCAAAAAUAGAAUUAGAAGAUAGAGAACAAUUAAUUCGUGCUGCUUCAACUUCAUUAAGUUCAAAAAUUGUUUCUCAACAUUCACAAUUAUUAGCUCCAUUAGCUGUUGAUUCAGUUUUAAAAGUUAUAAAUGAAUCUCAAGAUAAUGUAGAUUUAAAUGAUAUAAGAUUAAUUAAAAAAUUAGGUGGUACAAUUGAUGAUACAGAAUUAAUAAAUGGUGUUGUAUUAACUCAAACUGUUGUUAAAAAUGCAGGUGGACCGAUAAGGAUGGAAAAAGCUAAAAUUGGAUUGAUUCAAUUUCAACUUUCACCACCAAAACCAGAUAUGGAAAAUAAUGUUGUUGUUAAUGAUUAUAGACAAAUGGAUAAAAUUUUAAAAGAAGAAAGAUCAUAUUUAUUAAAUAUUUGUAAAAAAAUUAAAAAAGCCAAAUGUAAUGUUUUAUUAAUUCAAAAAUCAAUAUUAAGAGAUGCAGUUAAUGAUUUAGCUUUACAUUUUUUAUCAAAAUUAAAUAUAAUGGUUAUAAAAGAUAUUGAAAGAGAUGAAGUUGAAUUUUUAUCAAAAGCUAUUGGUUGUAAACCAAUUGCAGAUAUAGAUAAUUUUACAGAAGAUAGAUUAGGUUCAGCUGAUUUAGUUGAAGAAAUUGAAAAUUCAGGUUCUAAAAUAGUUGAAAUUACUGGUAUAACUUCAAAAAAUACAAAACCUACUAUAUCAAUAGUUGUUAGAGGUGCAAAUAAUUUAAUAGUUGAUGAAACUGAAAGAUCAUUACAUGAUGCAUUAUGUGUUGUAAGAUGUUUAGUUAAAGAAAAAGCUUUAAUUGCUGGUGGAGGAGCUCCAGAAAUUGAAGUAUCAAGACAAUUAAUGAAAGAAUCUCAUAAAUUAUUUGGAGUUGAACAAUUUGUAUGGGAAGAAUUUGCUCAAGCUUUAGAAGUAAUACCUACUACAUUAGCUGAAAAUGCAGGUUUAAAUCCAAUAAAUGUUGUUACUGAUUUAAGAAAUAGACAUGAAAAUGGUGAAAAAAAUGCAGGAAUAUCGGUAAGAAGAGCAGGAGCAUCAAAUACAUUUGAUGAACAUAAUUGA